UAUGAUGUUUUCUGAAGUUAAGAGCCUGUCAAGGCAGGAAAUGGGAUGUUGCCGACUCCUCACAGCACAGUGAACCACUCUUGCUGACAACGCACAGGAUGUCACUGGGCGAUACUGGGACGAGGGGAUACUUCUUGCCACUGCUCUUUGUGUGCUGCUGGAAGGUGUCGGCUGCAGGAGUUGCUGAUUAUGAUGAUUAUAGUUCCAAUGGAACCGAUGAGAAUCAAACAGAGCCAUGGAGUGGUCUGUGCCCUCGCACAAUCCCAGGGGAGACAGUCACUGAGAACAACACUACUUUCCUGAGUAUCUCGAAAGAUUCCCAUGGUUCACUCAAUGGCACGCUCAUCGUCGUUGUCCUUCCAUCUUUUUACACCCUUAUCUUCCUCAUUGGACUCCCUGCCAAUGCUCUGGCACUCUGGGUGCUCACCACAAGGGUGGAGAAACUGCCCUCCACCAUUUUCCUGAUCAAUUUAGCAACUGCUGAUCUCUUCUUAUGCCUGGUGCUUCCUCUGAAGAUCUCUUACUACUUCUUGGGCAACCACUGGCCCUUUGGGGAGGCCAUGUGCCGCUUUACCACUAUGGCCUUCUACGGCAACAUGUACUGCUCCAUUAUUUUGCUUGCCUGCAUCAGCAUGGACCGCUACCUUGCUGUAGCCCACCCGUUCUUCGCCCGUUCCUUCCGCAGCUCUGCCUUUGCCAUGGGCACCUGUGCUGUAGCUUGGGUGGUGGCUGUCCUCUUUACCCUGCCUCUGAUUCUCUUCCGCCAGUCCUUCCCACUCUAUGGAACGAAGCAGACUCUAUGCCACGAUGUCCUGCCAUGGCAAUGGGAAGAGCAGCAUUACUACUAUUACUUCAUCACCCUCAUUGCCUGUGGCUUCCUGACUCCUCUCCUCAUCAUGGUGUUCAGCUGCGGGGUUACACUCUGGGUCUUGUUGGGCAGCGGUGAAAAGUAUGCUUUGGCUGCCAAGCUGACAGCCCUCAUGCUUAUCUCAGUCAUGGCCUUUUAUAGCCCAAGCCAUAUCCUGUUACUCCUCGACUACUCCCGCUCCUGCCUCAGGAAGGAUGGGACGUUCUACGGGGCCUACAUGGCCAGCCUGGCCUUGAGCACCUGCAAUAGCUGCAUCGACCCCUUCAUUUACUAUUAUGUCUCAGAAGAAUUCAGGUUAAAUGUGAAGAGGAGACUCUUUGGUCACCGGAAGGAUUCUGCUAUGUCCAUGAAGACCUCAAAAGAAACGCUGCCCUCAAAAACCUUCCAUCACUCCCAGUGACCUGGGUGAAGGAGAGACUGUCUUCAAGGUACUGGGAAGGAAAUAAAGCAAAAAAGGGGCUGGCUGGGGCUUUUCAUGGUCUUUCUUACCAAUUUUUUUUUUUUUUUUUUUUUUUGAGGAAGCAGCUAAUGGUCAAUUUGUUCUUGGAGUUCUUAAAACAAUAUAGCUGGGUAAAACCUUCCCAAUCUCAGUUCCAUUCCAAUUUCCAAGAAGCCUAAUUAUGUUCCUCAUUAAUUCUGAAGUCUUGUAUAGCAGAUAGUUCUUCCCUUUAUUUCGUGGCUUAACUGUAUGGAUUUGGGAAAGUCCAAGUACAUCUCUAAUAAAUGGAUUCAAAGAAAACUUCCAAAAAUAAGUUUGUUGCUGAUUGAGUCUUCAUUAAUCUCAUCCUUUCUGUUCCUGGAUCUCCCUCAGACCUCCACUCACAAAUUAUUACCUCAGGAAGAAACCAAAAGGAGUCACAACUGUUUUAAAAAUCGAUUUUUAAUAAAAUAUUUUAUCAAUAUCUAAAUCAAACUUCUUCUCCCAUCCCACCCAACCCAACCACUGGAUGUUCCAAUUCACUAAAGAAUUGUGCUGAACCAUAAAAGCAAACUGUACCCCUGCAAUGCCUAAGCAAGUGGGGAACAGGCUGUUCUACUGAGCACUUGGAAUGAACAAACAGGUAUCUGCCUAGAUGUACAGUGGGCAAGAACAGGUAAGCCCAAUGAGCAGAGAUAGAAAUAUGUCAAGCUUGGGGUCACCACAUCAACCUGGUUCCAUUUGACAAUAAUUUGGGGUAAAUAAAAAUGUUUGUUUUACAAUAAA
Messenger RNA from Pantherophis guttatus, 2072 nucleotides. It is a transcript of the gene F2RL3, whose product is annotated as F2R like thrombin or trypsin receptor 3. The record is from RefSeq and is a predicted model, not a curated record. NCBI's taxonomy places the organism in Eukaryota, Metazoa, Chordata, Lepidosauria, Squamata, Colubridae. Gene Ontology annotation, cellular component: plasma membrane. Gene Ontology annotation, biological process: blood coagulation; phospholipase C-activating G protein-coupled receptor signaling pathway; thrombin-activated receptor signaling pathway. Gene Ontology annotation, molecular function: thrombin-activated receptor activity.